GCUCACAUCAGAGCUCAGUGUGCUGGGCUUUGACAGGAUCUCCUCGCUCUGCACACACACAGUUUGUCAGAUUUAUUCCACACGUGGAGCUAUGGGACACGCAUGGAUAUGUUAGACACCAUCAUACACGUCCCAGGCAUUGUGGGUUUUAUCAAAUGGACCUCAGAUCAGGACGAGGUGUUUGGAUCCUCCAUGUGCUUUGGAUACCGAGGAUGUGCAUGUGAAGGUGAACGGACUGGGUCAUGGAGCCUGAGGUGAACUGCAGCUCUCACUGUGAUUCUGCGCUCUGCCUCGUGCACUCAGGGGACAACCAGCAGGAGAUUCUCCACAUACUGCACAGACUAUGUAACCUCAGCAUGAUGGCCGUGGAGCUGCCGCGGCGCUCUCUGUCCCCAGUGCUCAGUGCUGUGGUGUGGACGCUGUUGUCUUGCGGCAUUCUUCUGGCAUUCUGCUUCCUCCUCUUCACACUUUGCUUCAAAAACAACAGGAUGGUGAAGAUGUCCAGCCCCAACCUGAAUGUUCUGACCCUCUUUGGAAGCAUCCUCACCUACAGCAGCGGCUUCCUGUUUGCCGUCGAUGAUCGAACGCGCUCACAAAGUGGAGCAGCCACAGCUGUGCUACAAGCUCGAGUGUGGACUCUUUGCGUGGGCACCACUCUGGUGUUUGGCCCGAUUUUGGUGAAGACGUGGAGACUGUACAGAGUGUUUACGCAGCGUGUGCCUGGAAAAAGAGUGAUCAUCCCAGACAUCCAGCUGAUGGGUAUGGUGGCUCUGCUGAUCCUGUUGGACAUGCUGGUUCUCACUGCCUGGAACCUGACCGACCCCAUUAGGUGUUCACGAUCAGUUGGGGCUGUAGUCAAGGUGUUGGAGAAAGACGUGUUCUACUCUUUGUCACAGCUGGACUCCUGUUCCUCUGUGUAUUCGGACCUGUGGAUCAUCAUUAUCACUGUGUUGAAAGGUUGUCUUCUCCUUUAUGGAACCUACCUGGCUGGGUUGACUAGCAACGUCAGCCACCCUCCAGUCAACCAGUCACCAACCAUCAUCACAGCAGUCAGUUUGGUCGCCUUGUCCUCAGCCGUGGCGGUCCCUGUGUCCAUCUUUCUGCAGGCCUGGCCCAAUCUGGUCUACAGCACCGUGGCUGGAGCCAUCUUCAUCUGCACACUGGCUACCAACUGUAUGAUAUUUGUGCCUCAGCUGCUCCAGUGUCGCCAGUUUGAGGAGGAUCAGAGCAAUCCCAGUCAGAUGGCGAAGUAUUUCAGCAGUCCGAGUAAGAGCCAGGCCUCAGUGUACAGCCAGGAAGAAAUCUACUACCUGCUGGGAGAAAACAACUCCAUGAAGAAGCUCCUUAACGAGAAGAAUGCUGUGAUUGACAGUCUGCAAGAACAGGUGAACAAUGCCAAAGACAAACUACUACGCCUCAUGUCAUCCAGUGAGCCCAAUGUGGAUCAGGAGAUGGACUCCUCCGCUACCAACAUCAACUCCUCCUCCACUCAGACCACAGAGCUUCAGGCUGAAGGACUUCCAUCUAGUCUGGCUCAGAGAGAUGUCAAACCCAGAAAGUCAAGAUCUCACCUCUCUCUUUCACCAAUGUCAUCUAAUGUUCUAUCACCUUCUGAGCCUCCUUCUCCUCUUCCAACCUUCACCAACCCUGCUGCUGCUUUGUCUCCUCUCCCCGAGGAUGAACACAUGGAUCUGACUGAGAUGCGCAUCUCCAGAACCCACCCUACAGAAGCUGAGCCAUCAGAGUCUAUAACAGAGGAGGACCUAAAAGACUCAGUGUCCCUCCAGUCAUCUGGCUUAACGAGACCUACCCCAAAUGUAUCUCCAACUAACUUCAUCACCUCGUUACAUUCCUUUAAAGGAUCAAAACCUUGUGAAGUUGAAGCUUUAGGCAGUCCGAGUAGCAUCGUGACCCAGAUCAGACCAAAUGCCAGACUGACUGGAUUUGUUAGCAGCGAGCAAUUGCAGGAGAUUUUGCAGGAGCUGAGCGUGGAUGCCAUUUUAGAAAGAAUGCUCCGCUCUCCGACCCAGGCUUCAUGGACGCCUUCUCAACUAAACUCUACUCAAAUCCCCCUACCCACCCCGCACACACCUCGGACCCGUCUUCCAACUACUCAAGACCAUUAUCCCAGCAUCUCCCCCUACGCAAUGAGGAAGCGCCGACCGCCCUUCCACUCCUCAAGAACAGGAGUUUCACCUCCUUGUUUCUACCUAGGGGUAGAUCUUCCAGAUCCUGGGAAGAUGAGGAAUGUCUGUGAAGCCCAACAAUCAGGCAGGCCCACCUGGAAAACAUCUCCUCCCUCUGAGGGAGAUUGUGGGGAUGAUAUGCCACAGCAGCUACUAACCGGUGACCUCGAAGUAGAACAGGAGAACGAAGAAGUAGAAGAAGGACAAAGACAUCGAGUGAGGAGAAAGUGCGCGAGGUCUCACAGGUGUUCCGUCCCACUACAUGCAGAACAUGGUCCCACAAGUCCAAUGGGUAUGGAAGUGGGUGUUGAGAAUAGGCGGCUUAGAAGACACCACAGAGACUCCUGUGGGUACUGGGACUCAGACUCCAGCAGCUCAACGGACUAUUGUUACUACCAUCGUCCUUACUGUGACUCCUGCCUGCAGGGGGGCCUCCUUCUGUCCACAGACUCCUCCUCAGACUCCUCGGACAGCGAGUAUGAUGGCUACACCGGUGGCUUCCAUGGCUCCCAGCACCCUGUUGUAUUCAAAGAUGACCUCAAACCCACAUUUGUAUGAACGUGCCUUUACUGCACUUUACAAGUGUCUUCACAAACACAACCGGUCUACACUACCUGUGAGACAUUAGGACACUGGGCAAGUGAGCAUUGAGGAUAACGUAGACAUGUUUCAUUCAUCAUAAAGCAAAUGUUGAUGGCAUGAUGGUGCUGGUGUCUACGUAGAUUCCCUGUGAAUACUCUGGCUUCCAGCUAGAGUCCAAAAACUGUUGGCUAGGUGUGAAUGUAAGAGUGGAUCUUGUGUGUUUUAACACUGUGAUGGACGUCCCCAGUCUGUUCUGCAAACGUAUCCUGAGAAAGGCUUCACAACAAUCAUGACCAUCAGAAUUAGCGAUGGAUGAACGGACUGGAAAAAAAAAUUGUUAAUUUAAAAUAAAUCUG
Messenger RNA from Thalassophryne amazonica, 3124 nucleotides. It is a transcript of the gene gpr156, whose product is annotated as G protein-coupled receptor 156. The transcript is spliced from 10 exons. Gene Ontology annotation, cellular component: membrane; G protein-coupled receptor heterodimeric complex. Lineage: Eukaryota; Metazoa; Chordata; Actinopteri; Batrachoidiformes; Batrachoididae. The record is from RefSeq and is a predicted model, not a curated record. Gene Ontology annotation, molecular function: G protein-coupled GABA receptor activity. The coding region runs from base 243 to 2744 and encodes 833 amino acids. Gene Ontology annotation, biological process: G protein-coupled receptor signaling pathway; gamma-aminobutyric acid signaling pathway.